AUGACCAUUGAGUCGUAUCCCGACACUGUCGUGUCCAGCGCUUAUUCUACGCCCUCGGAAGAAACCGCUCUUCUGCGGGAUCGACGCCGUCGACAUUCCUUUCAUACGGCAAGGAAGCUCUCGUGUGACUACGAUGCAGAUGCCGUGUUCCUCAGGGUGGAACUCUUCCUGGCCGAAUUAGAGCGUCGCCUGCACUGGAUUGAACAGUAUCGCCGGUCCCAUAUGGUCCAAAUCGAUGCCAGCUUGCGCCGGGGAUAUGCCACGCUCGAGGCUGUGCGGGAUUCGUGUUCCUAUGCCUCCGGGGAACUCAUGGGCGGCGGCAAGAAGAGGGCCAAGAUCUUGGUGGAAACCCUCGAGGACCGCUAUAACGAUGCUUUGGCGACCAAGGAGACCCUGGAGCAAAAGGCACAGGCGGGAGUUCGCUUGAUGGAGUCCUUCCUGACCGAACUGGAGUCCCGUGCCCAUGCAGUAAGGGACCGCGGACUCUACGGGGCCCUGGACGAUGGGUGGAAGGCGGUCGACUCGAAGCUGGUCCAUGCGCGGGAGGUGGUGGAUGAGGGCAUGGAGCGUGCCCGGAAGGCAAAGGAGGCUCUUCGCGAGAAUAUCGACCAGGCGAUCUUGCUAGCCAAGGAGAAGCGGCUAAUAACCUAUGCGGAUCUUCCACACCCGUGGCGAAUCAACCCACAUAUCCUGCAGGGCUACCGCUUCACCUCAUCCAAGGUGGAGUGCUUCGCCUCCGUGUUCACCUUCUCAAACGAGCUGGUCAACAUCUGGUCCCACCUGAUUGGCCUGUUCAUCGUUCUCUCAGUCGCUUUCUACUUCUACCCCCUGAACCCGAACUUCAUCCUCAGCACCAACACGGACGUGUUGGUUGCAGCCGUCUUCUUCUUUGCUGCAUGCAAGUGCCUCGUCUGCAGUACACUCUGGCACACCAUGAACAGCAUUGCCAACCAGGGGCUGAUGGAGCGGUUUGCCUGCGUCGAUUAUACGGGCAUCUCGAUGCUGGUGGCCGCCUCGAUCGUGACGACCGAGUACACGGCCUUCUACUGCGAGCCGGUAUCUCGCUGGACGUACAUCCUGCUCACUAUGUCGCUGGGGAUUGGUGGCGUGAUUCUCCCCUGGCACCCGACGUUCAACCGCUCGGAUUUCGCCUGGGUCCGGGUGGCCUUUUACGUGUCGCUGGCCCUCACCGGCUUUGCCCCUUUGGCGCAGCUCACCUACACACGAGGCUUCGCCUGGUGCCUGUAUUUCUAUGCACCGGUGAUGAAGAGUAUCCUGGUGUAUUUCAUCGGCGCGUGCAUCUAUGCUUCUCAGGUGCCCGAACGGUGGCGUCCUGGACUGUUCGACUAUGUCGGUGGGAGCCACAAUAUCUGGCACCUGGCGGUGCUGGGCGGCAUUCUCUUCCACUACUGUGCGAUGCAGGAUCUGUUUGCGGUGGCGUUCCAGCGUGCCCAGGGUGAAUGUCCGAAUCUGGCUGCUUAG
This is a messenger RNA of Aspergillus tanneri, 1482 nucleotides long. Its product is annotated as hemolysin III family protein. Gene Ontology annotation, cellular component: membrane. The coding region runs from base 1 to 1482 and encodes 493 amino acids. The record is from RefSeq and is a predicted model, not a curated record. The transcript is spliced from 2 exons. Gene Ontology annotation, molecular function: signaling receptor activity. NCBI's taxonomy places the organism in Eukaryota, Fungi, Ascomycota, Eurotiomycetes, Eurotiales, Aspergillaceae.